AUGAAAAGGCCAUCAUCCCUGGAAGACGCACUCUCAACCACACUACAAAAACGCAAACUACAGUCGACAUAUCGACAAUUAACCACAUUCCCACCAGGAUCUGCGGACUUCUCAAGCAACGACUUCCUCUCGCUUGCCUCGUCGAAGGAUCUCCGCGCAGCAUUUCUCAAAGAACUGGAAACCGACCCCGCGCUGCUCCAUCUCGGCAGUGGAGGAUCACGACUUCUCGAUGGCAACUCAACAUAUGCCGAAAGAUUGGAGAAGGACAUUGCAGCUUUCCACCAUGCUGAGACCGGACUUCUGUGUAACUCUGGAUUUGAUGCCAAUGCUGGCUUGUUCUCUUGUCUGCCACAAUCUGGAGAUGUCAUCAUCUACGACGAAUUGAUUCAUGCAAGUGUGCAUGAUGGGAUGAGAUUGAGUCGUGCUAGAAAACGAGAAUAUUUCGCACACAAUGAUGUUGGAGCUUUGCGAGAUGUGCUGGAACGAUACCUGACUGAAGACAGUGGGCUUCAAGCUGGCAAGCACAACGUCUUCAUUGCAGUUGAGUCCGUAUACAGCAUGGACGGCGAUGUGGCACCACUGAAAGACAUUGUCGCCCUCAAGAAACACCUCUUCCCCAACGGCAAUGCUCAUCUCAUCGUUGACGAAGCACAUUCAAAUGGAAUCUUCGGGAUAAAAGGCAAAGGUCUUGUCUGCCAACUUGGACUGGAACAGGAGAUCACUGUUCGCCUCCAUACAUUCGGCAAAGCCCUGGCAUGCAAUGGAGCGAUUCUGCUCUGCAGUCCAACGAUUCGACAGUUCCUCAUCAACUAUGCCAGACCACUGAUCUACUCCACCUUCAUGUCAUAUCCAGCGCUAGCAGCAAUUCGGGCUUCGUAUGACUUCUUGAUGGCCGGGAAGAGCGAGCGCUUAGCACAGAACCUGCAAAGACUGAUCAAAGUGCUUCACGAACGACUUCUGCACAUGCAAUCGACAUUUCGCCUACCCCCAGAUCGAGCACAUCUGCUACAAAGUCCGGUGGAAGUACCAGAGACACCGAUCUUCGCCGUGCUGUCAUCUGAACCGAAAGCGCUUGCAGCUCACUGCCAAAGACACGGGUUCGUGGUACGAGGAAUUGUUGCGCCAACAGUUCCAGAAGGUACCGAGAGGGUUCGAGUGUGCUUGCACGCAGGAAACACAGUCGAGGAGAUCGACGGUUUGGUUGAGUGCAUACGCGCAUGGGUCGCGCGAAAGAUGAGCGAAGACAAGCGCGGUGACGUUCGAGCGAGGCUGUAG
Messenger RNA from Pseudocercospora fijiensis CIRAD86, 1275 nucleotides. RefSeq lists its product as uncharacterized. The record is from RefSeq and is a predicted model, not a curated record. NCBI's taxonomy places the organism in Eukaryota, Fungi, Ascomycota, Dothideomycetes, Mycosphaerellales, Mycosphaerellaceae. Gene Ontology annotation, biological process: biosynthetic process. Bases 1 to 1275 code for a protein of 424 amino acids. Gene Ontology annotation, molecular function: pyridoxal phosphate binding. The transcript has a single exon.